AUGCCAAAAGACCGAGAAAGAUCGCAUGAAGACAAAGACCGAGAGAAAAGAUCAUAUUCUAGGUCUUCAUCAUCCCGUCACCGGCGCCCUAAACAUAGCAGUGGACGUCGGGAAAGCUCACGAGAGCAUCGCAGGCAUAGACCGUAUCAACGCGAAAAAGAUUCUCUGUCGUCGACGCAUAUUUACUUUACAGGAUCGGACAUAACUCCCUCCGUUUCAGUUCACACGGAUCACGUAACACUCGCGUCUAACUUGAGUUCGUUAGUAAACACACAGGAUGGCAUGCUAGAAAUCUUUGAAAAUUGCUGUCAGAUGUUGGAGCGAUUACGCCAAGAUCAGGCUACCAAUUCUGCACUUUGGCGAAGCAGUUCUUCGUCUUCAAGUGACGGUUCGAGGCACCGGGGAGCUAAUAAGUCUAAUUUAGUUCCAGUGCCUCUAACAGCUACAAAGAAAUCUAAACCGAGGUGAGGUUGUGUACGCCAUUGAGCUAUGUUGUGAAGGCAAACUCAACCACCCGGAAGGGAAGUUCAGAUAUUAUAUUUUACUGGUACUUUAGCAGGGUCCCAAGUCCCUAUUGUCUCCAAUAUUAUUUGGGUCUAUUUUUUUUCGUUGUAAAGUUUUUAUUUUAUGGGCAGAGAAAUAUUCAAAGUCUUUUAGAGAUGGUUAUGGAAGUUCUAUACCAUUGCCUUUUGGUGUGGAUUGGUGACUGCUAAGCAUUGGAUUGUGGAACAGAGAUGCUGUUUAGAUUUGUAUAGCAAGAUAACUUUUACCAAGUUUCCUGUUGUUGUUGUUGUUGUUGUUGUUUUUUGCACGGUCAAAUCGACUUUCUUGAAUCCUCCCAAUACAACUGUAUAUUCAGCCAGUGCUAUCUACUGUAUGCAAGCAGCUCUCACAAUUUGCUGCUCCGGGCUGCUUCUUACUGGUCUGAGUUUAUGAUUUGUUGGAGGAUGACUUGCCUGGAUCCUUAAACCCUAAAAUCAAAAUUUGAAUUCUCAUAUGUUGCCCCUAUUCAUUUCCUAAAGAAGUACUGCGGAGAAGUUGAUAACCAUCAAACAAUUCAUGUUGUGUGAUCAUGUCCGUAAUUCUCAUGACCACUCUGUUUUACAAAGCAUUGAUAUUACAAGGAGAAAUCUGAUGCUGAUAACUCUUAGAAAAUGUACUUGUCCCAGACUACCAGAGGGGACCUUUCUCGAGCCCUAGGGAAAGAUGAAUAUGAAUGAAAAUAUGAAAAUUAAUAUUUCUCUAUUUCAUCUAUGAAAUUCAUUUAUUCAUCAUUUCAAAGUGACUAUAUAAGACAGACAAUAAAAUUUAUUUAAUGAACCUGUCAUGUGGAUCAACUAAACAAAAUGUAUUUUGUUAUAUUAUUUCUUUUGUCUUGAUGCAGUUUUAGCCAGAUAAUGGAGCUACGCAAAGUAACAGAUCUUGUUCCGGCUGCACAGACCAAACAACAGCUGCAUCAAAAAUUGUUGUCCCAUUCUGAAGCGAAACUUGAAUCCAUUGACAUUUCCUUGUUCUGCCCCCUCACUCAUUCACGAAUCGUAACCCCAGUGAGAGGAAAGAAAUGCAGACAUGUUCACUGUUUUGACGGCGAGGCCUUUUGCAAUUUGAUGUGGGAGAAAGACGUUGCAAAGUGGAAGUGCCCAGUAAGUAGUACGUACCAAAACAAUCCUCACGGGAUUCAAGUAGUACCCACCAAAACAUUAGGGAGUUUAAGAUACCAUGAUGGUGACGGCUAUGAAAAUGUCACUUAAAAAGUGAAUUAAUUGCGUUCUUUGAAUCUCAUUGUGAUUUCUCCAACUCAUUAACUUUGUCAAAUGCAAAGCGAACUUUUUUUUAGCCGAAUUCCUAAGAACCAUAAUCAAGUUCAGAAAGAGAAAGAAAAUUUAGCCGUUGCUUGUUUAGGUCCUCCAUAAAGCGUGACAUUAGGCAUUUUUCCGUCGUAGUCGUGCAGUGAUGGCAAAGAAAUGUACAAAAAAGUCUGUUGCACAUGCAGAGUUGUUGUUUUCCUUAUUCAACCAUUUUGCUUUUUUGACGUUCUCGUUGUCAGCGUCGUGGCUUCUUAAAGUCCCUAUAAAUGGACUGUGUGAUACAGACGGAAGCUACAAGACUAAAAUCUGAGACUUUGAGACUAGAAUUUAUUUCUUCAUAAAUGGAUAGAUUUUAAGGAAAUUGAAUAGCUGUAAUUGUGAGGAAGUAGACUGUGAUGAGUCAUUAUUUUUACGUUAGGUGUCAGUUGCAGUUCAAUAGGUCAGAUAUUGCUAUCCACCAGGUCCUGGUUGUUCAACACUGGGUAGCGCUAUCCACCAAAUAAAUCACUAUUGGGCGGAUAAGUAUUAGGGAAGCCAAUUGCAUUAUCCACUCAAUUAGAGAUUUAUCCAGUGAAUAGCUUCAUCUACCUUUUGAACAACUGGGGCCAGACCCACCCAAGUGUGAAAGUUCAAGCAAUUUCACAGUAACUUGUUCGGGUAGAACUGUUAUUCUGUCAAGAGAGAGUCUCUUUAGUAAGAAAACUGGACUGAGAGUUUCUGUUUGAUUUUUGUUUUGGUUUGUUUUUUUUUUGUCACAUUACAAAAAAUAUAAAAUGAUUUCAUUUGAUUUAAGUUUUCAUUUCAGAUAUUCAUUUUCCCGGAAAGGGAAUGUGAGGUUUACUUACUGUUCAAAUUCUUGCUAAUUAAGUGUUGCGAUGAUCACUUAUAUUUGGACAAGAAAGCUUAGAAAGUUACUUGUACAGUAACAAAAAAUCCUUUUAAUGACUGGAUGGGGCUUUUUUAAGCUCUGAAACAAAUCUUUGGGUUUUCUAUAUUACACCAAGUUUAAAACUAAGCAUUUUAUAAAUCUGCAGAUUUGUAAAGGUCCAACGCCACUGGCUGAGUUGAUUGUGGAUGGAUUAAUUCUCGACAUCCUAGCAUCAGUUCCAGAGGACGUGAAAAGUGUGGAGUUCACAUCUGAUGGAUUCUGGAGAUUGAAGCAAGGAGCUUCACUACCCUCUGCAAACACAUCUUCAAUCAGCUUGAACUAUAAACAAGGAAAUAAUGAGGUCAUUGACCUUACCUUUGACACCCCAGAGAAAGUAAUUAUCAAGAAAAAUACUUUAGUCAGCAAUACCACUCCCCCUGUUAUUGAUCUGACUUUGUCUCCUUGAGAUAUAGUCAGAUCAGUCAAAUACUUGCUAGUGCUUUGUAAGUGACCGGUACAAUGAGCCACUGUCAUUAGUGUGUGUUUCAGUAAAACACCUAGCCUGUGAACAGGCCUUCUAGCCUUGCAUGGAUAGAACCUGGAUAGUGCUAACCAGUGUGUAAGCAUUAGAGAAAGCUGUUUUGUUGUCCACUGGAUAGUGGUUUGUCAAGUGGAUAGUACUAUCUGCGUUGUAAACAACUUGUUGGAAUAAGAAGGAAAAGUAAUUUGAAGGGGUGUAAUCACUUUUUGCCCUAUCCCUCAGUGGUAGGGGUACCUAUUCACAGGCUAAAAGCACCAUAAAAAUGCCUACAACACGGACUAAGGAGAGAAGGGAACUGCUUACUGAAGCAAUUGACCUAUGUUACAGGUAACCGAACAGGAGGCAUGGUCAGGAAUUAGGAAUAAAAAGCAACUAUCCCCUGAAGGGGAGUAUGAACCAACCCUGAGAGGGCUAGUUGUUUUAGUAUUUACCAAAUCAGUUGGAUAAAAAUCAAAAAGGAACUUUUUGUAAACAGAAGAUGUCACUUUGUUAGAGUUUGUUUAUGUUUCAAUUGACAGUGUUUUGGGAUCAUUUUUUAAUGAUUUUUUUGCAAAUUCAGAUUUUGGAAAAUUUUUUUCUACCGACCAGUAAACACCAACAAGCCAAAUUUUGUCUCUUUAUUGGUAUUUGUUGGCACAGCUGCUUCAUUUACCGCUAAAAUUUCAAACACCAACAAGCCAAAUUUUGUCUCUUUAUUGGUAUUUGUUGGCACAGCUGCUUCAUUUACCGCUAAAAUUUCAUCUUUCAAAACUGUCGCGAAACGAGAGGCCAUUCUGAAUCCCAUCCCAUAACAGUGAAUAUCCAAGGAUAUUCCGAAUUGCAGAAGCCAAUUAGAACACGCAAAAAUUGCUAUUCACUGAUUUGGUGACUACUAAGAUGUAAUAUAAUCCCGCUUUCUAUUCAUCCUUUUUCUUCUUUUGUGGUCUUGACUUCUAAAACUGUUCACCUAUGCUGGAAUCUAACGGAGGGUUACUUGUAAGCCCUCUGCAGCUUAGGGUCAUGUGACCUUUAUCUUAUGCCUAAAUUAGGGGAUACAAUCCUAAAUAUACCAGAGAUUGAAAGAGAGCAAAAUAAUUUUGGGGGUCUGUGGGUAAAAUAUCUUAACAGUCUGAUUUUAUGGAUUGAGCAACUAAGAAAGUGACAUACAUGUACACAUCAAUGGAAAACGUUACUGCACCACACACCUUGUGUUCCAACAAUUAUUUUCCUUGCAAACCCUUUCUUAAGCCUCAUACUUUUUCCAUGAAGCAGGUCAUGUGACCCUGAACUGAUGGGCUUGUUUACUAAAACAAAAUGCUCACAUUGUAGGUUAAAUUUAUAACAAAUUUAAUGACUAAGAAAAGUGUUUUGUUCAGUAAGUGUUAUAAGUUAUGAUGAUACUUGGUUGUUUUUCCUCACAAUGUGCUCAUCAGUGGCACAGCUUCAGUGUGUUAAAAUUUGUGCAAAAGAUGUGCAAGGUGUGACACACCCAAGAAGGUUGUUUAGGCAAAUAAAAAUACAAGUCAAGCCAAAGUAUACUCCAACUAAAUAUCAGUUGAAAUAUCUUCUAUUUCUGUUUUCCCUUUCUUCCUCAACAGAUGGCAAAGUGAAAAUUCACCGAAAAAUUUCAAAUUCCUGUUUGAAAAAUCUUAAGAAAUAAAUAGUUGUAAGCGAAAUUUUUACCCAAGGCGUUUCAUUUGAAUGGUAACACCAUAGGAUGUUGUCCACAGAUUCAGAAGUCAGAAGUACACACUGACUAGCAGCUACAUGUGAAGGUACUACUGAAGAGGUUUGAUAUGAUUGGUCAGUCUAUAGGAUUUCAUCCACAGACUCAAUAAGAACUACAUGUGAAAUAAGUAAGAACUACAUGUGAAAGUGCAGAGAAAGCAGAACACUUUUUCAUGUGGGGGAAGAGGAAUAUCUGACUAGUGACUUCAAGUGGUG
Messenger RNA from Porites lobata, 5140 nucleotides. NCBI's taxonomy places the organism in Eukaryota, Metazoa, Cnidaria, Anthozoa, Scleractinia, Poritidae. The record is from the annotation of a GenBank genome assembly.